UCAGAAACCAUGCCUAAAAAGGUUCUACCAUUACCAAGAUUUGUUUUCCAUGACGUCGACAAACCAAGUAAAAUCGAUGAGAUGAUGAGAAAACAACAAAGCAAUUUCAAAGCUCUAGCUCGAACUAUUUCUCAAAUUAAUUUGAACGUUUUAUCUGAAAAAUGGGAAUUUCAAGAUGUUUUGAAGAUUAUUGAAUCACGUUGGGCUGCAAUAGAUUCGUUACAUUGGGAAAUUGACAGUAACUUAGAAUUUGAAGACAAGACAUAUGAUGAACUAUUUAAUCGCUAUGAAAAUGAGUACUACGACAUUAAGAAGUCUAUUAACAACAGGAUGUGGGACACCAACCAUAGAGAGAAGUCUAUACCACACAUAGAUAUACCAAUAUUCAGUGGCAACUACCAACAAUGGAUAUCCUUCAAAGAUUUAUUCCUAGAAGCCAUUCAUAAAAAUAAAUCUAUGUCUAGAGCUCAAAAGAUGCAGUUUUUGAAGAGCAAGCUACGUGGAGAGGCUGAAAAGCUCAUUCAACAUCUUCACAUUAGUUCAGAGAAUUACCAGACCUGUUGGGACAUAUUGAACCAGAGAUAUAAUAAUAAGAAAUUAAUUUUCAACUCACAUAUGAACACGCUCAUGUCAUUACCAAUUAUACAUCAACAGACCGCAUUUAACAUAAAAAGGCUCCACGAUACAACCAAUGAAUGCCUCAACGCUAUAAAAAACCUAGGUGUAGAUAUAACGACCUGGGACCCCAUGAUUGUAUACUGCAUGGCACAGAAACUUGACGCCGAGACCUACAACGAUUAUAUUGACUCGCUACCAGAACCAAGAGAUCUUCCAUAUUUAAAAGAUUUCCUAUCAUUUUUAGAAGGGAAAUUUAUUGCACUAGAGACUGCUCGCCGAAAAAGUGAGACAAACAAAUACUCACAAUCUACAUCUAAUGAAAGACACCAGUAUAACCAAAAUAAUUAUACCAACAACAAUCAAUAUAGGACACCAAAGGAAGGAAUUUAUAGACAUCCAAAUGCUUGGAGACAGAUUGACAAUAAACCCUUUAUUAACCACUCCACCACCAAUACAUCCCAAAAAUGUUUCAUCUGUAAUGAGGAUCAUGUUUUGUAUAUGUGUACCAAAUUUCGAGAAUUAACCAACCAAGAAAAACGGAAAGCGAUUUCUCAAUUGAAUAUAUGCAAAAAUUGCCUAAUCAAUCAUAAUGGCAGAGAUUGCAAUUCACAAAAAACAUGUCGCAUUUGCAACGAAAAGCAUAACACGCUAUUGCACAAUGCUUACACGUAUAAUCGUCCAGUUGCCAACCCAAGUUUUAACAAUCAGCGUCAUCAACCAAAUUAUGUGUCACACGUGUCGAACGAUCACCAGUCAAUGACCGACGUUUUGUUAGCAACCGCCCAAGUUAAUGUCUUAGCAGCUGAUGGAACUUACAAGACUAUGAGAGCCCUCAUUGACCAAGGAUCUCAAACAUCAAUAAUAUCUGAAAAUGCAGCACAACAACUUGGAAUACCACGCCAAAGAUGUAAAGGCGUUAUCUUUGGCAUUGGAGCGAAAGAAAACACUUGCAAGGGCGUUAUUACCAUUACCGUAGCAUCAUUACAUAAUGACUUCACCAUGGACACUGAUGUUUUCAUAAUGCGAAACCUCAUCAAAAAGUUACCAAAUCAAUCCUUCAGCAAGCCCUCAUGGCAAUAUCUCGACAACAUACAACUUGCUGACCCCGAUUUUAACCGAAGCCGUCCGGUUGACCUAUUACUUGGUGCCGAUGUAUACUCUCAAAUUAUGUUACACGGGAUUAUAAGACAAGACCAAUCCCAACCUAUUGCACAACAAACGCAAUUAGGGUGGAUACUGUGUGGAAAUAUCAAAUCUUAUUACUGUAAUGUUAUUCUGAACAACUAUGACGACAUACAAAAAUUUUGGGAGAUAGAAGACUUGACAAACAAGCAAGAUAAUCAAUCAACUGAAGACUUAUAUUGCAUACAACAAUACCAAACAGAAACAAAACGCCAACCAGAUGGUCGUUAUGUCGUCAGAUUACCUAUGAAACCAGAUGCAGAUGAAAAACUAGGAGAAUCUAAAUCUAAAGCCAUCGCUCAAUUUUACCAAUUAGAAAAGAAAUUAUGUAAAAAUAACCAAAUAGCAAUUGGAUACAAACAGUUCAUGAAUGAAUAUUUUAAUCUCGGCCACAUGAAAAUAAGCCAUAAUAACCAAGAAAUAGAAUGUUUUUUACCACACCACUGUGUCGUACGGUCUGAGUCAACCACUACUGCAAUCCGAGUCGUAUUCAACGGAUCAGCAAAAACGGCCACUGGACUAAGUGUGAAUGACCUUAUGUACAGCGGACCGAACUUACAACAUGACCUCCUUUCAGUAAUAAUUAAAUGGAGACAAUAUAAAAUAGGAUAUGUAGCGGACGCAGAAAAAAUGUACAGACAAAUCCUCAUAAAUGAAGAUGAUCAGCGAUACCAGAAAAUCAUAUGGAGAGAUUCGCCAAAUAAACCACUUCAAGAGUUUCAAUUAACCACGGUUACUUAUGGAACAAAAGCCGCUCCAUUUCUAGCCCUCAUGACCAUGCAACAGUUAGCGAAAGAUGAAGCUCACAGAUAUCCAGAGGCAGCCAAAGCAUUACAGAACAACCUUUAUAUGGAUGACUUAUUACACGGUCAACAUAACCUUGAAGAUGCUGAAAAUCUAAAAACCCAAUUAAUAGAGUUGUGCAAAGCAGGGGGAUUCAAUUUACGGAAGUGGAAAUCAAACGAACCAAAAUUAAUAGAAAGAGAUGUGAAUGAUAAACAACAACCAUUUGAAUUUAAACAACAGGAGUCAACCAAAACCUUGGGACUGAAAUGGACACCAUCAACAGACAAAUUUAGUUUUGAUAUAAAAAUCUCAUUAUUACCAACUUUACAGAUAACCAAACGGGAGCUACUCUCUGAAAUAUCGAAAGUUUUUGACCCUCUGGGAUGGCUGUCCCCUGUGACCACCAAGUUGAAACUGCUAUUUCAGUCAAUAUGGCAAUUAGACCUUAACUGGGAUGAUAAUUUACCAGAAAAUAUUAACCAAGAAUGGAAUGAAAACAAAACAGACUUACAACUUAUCAACCAAACACAAAUACCAAGAUGGUUAAAAUGCCACAAAAGUGAUAAUAUAGAGUUACACGGUUUUUGUGACGCUUCAACCAAGGCGUACGCCGCUGUGAUUUUCUGCAAGACUCCCUCCUCCGUGACCCUUGUAGCCGCCAAGGCUCGCCUCGUGCCUAUAAAGAAAGAUGUGACGUUACCAAGAUUAGAGUUAUGUGCUGCUCAAUUAAUGACAAACUUGAUGAAAACUGUUCAAACAUGUCUAUCAGAACUCAACGUUAAAACCUUUGGAUGGUCGGAUUCUACGGCGGUGUUAGGGUGGAUUAAUGGCGACCCAAGCCGUUGGAAACCGUUCGUGGCCAACCGAGUAACUAAAAUCACAGAAAUAUUACCAGCAGAACAAUGGAAUUACGUCAAAUCCAAUGAAAACCCCGCAGAUUGUGCCAGCCGAGGCAUUAAGGCCGCACAACUUAUUGAACAUCCAAUUUGGUGGAGUGGACCUGAGUGGCUUUCAACAUUUGAUGAGAAAUCUAUAGAAAAGAAACCAAAAUACACAACACAAGAAGAAACCAAAAAACAGCUUCAAGUCAACGUUAUAACCAAACCAUAUGAAAAUGACGUCAUCGGUAACUUGAUCACCGAUAACAGCAAUUACUCACGAGUGUGUCGUGUUCUCGCGUGGGUAUUACGCGCAUUUUCACGUGAUCAAAACAAACCAUCGUAUUUAACCAUUGGAGAGCUUCAGAAAGCGAAUAAUUUAUUAGUGAAACAUGUACAACAAACUGAAUUUUUGGAAGAAAUUACCAACAUUAAUAACAAAACCAAAUUGAAUCCGAAAAGUCGUUUAUUACCAUUAAAUCCAUAUUUGGAUACUGAAGGUGUGUUGCGAGUCGGUGGGAGAAUUAACCAUGCCAAUAUUAGUGAGGAAAUGAAACACCCAAUUAUAUUACCAAACAAUAACCAUCUAACUGAUAUCAUCAUUGACCACACGCAUAAAAUGACUUACCAUGGAGGACCUCGGCUCACGUUAGCGUGGCUGAGAAGAAAAUUCUGGAUUAUUGGGAGUAAUAACGCCGUGAAAAAACGUCUACGUCAAUGCAUUACCUGCCGCCGAGCUAAAUUUGAAAACAAAGAUCAAUUAAUGGGAGACUUACCAGGUGCACGGACGAACCAAACACGACCUUUUUACCACACAGGGGUUGAUUUUACCGGCUUUGUCGAAGUGAAAUGCAACAAAGGUCGAGGCAUAAAAUGCAGCAAGGGAUACAUAGCAGUUUUCGUGUGCUUAGCCACCAAAGCAGUACACCUGGAACUGGUAUCUGACCUUACUUCAUCAGCAUUUAUAGCCGCCCUAAGAAGGAUGACAGCACGACGAGGCGCCCCAAGACACAUGUAUAGUGAUAAUGGAACGAAUUUUGUGGGAGCUAACAAUACCAUACAACAAGAAUAUUUCAACUUAAAACAAACCAUGGAUGAUAACAUUUACCAAAGUCUAGCAGAAAUGCAAAUAGAAUGGCAUUUUAAUGCACCAUCCUGGCCAAGUGCAGGAGGUAUCUGGGAGGCUGCCGUCAAGAGCCUCAAAUACCAUCUACGUAGAGUACUUGGAGACCAAAAACUUACCUACGAAGAAUUUUCUACUCUAUUAACACAGUUAGAAGGCUGUUUAAACACACGACCAUUAUGUGCAAUUUCAGAAGAUCCAGAUGAUCUGGACUUCUUGACACCAUCUCAUUUCCUCAGCAGUGGACCAGUAUUAACUCUAAUCGAAACUGAAAAAGACCAACGUACCAGAUGGCAACUUACCCAAAAGAUUUACCAUGACAUUUGGAAAAGGUGGCAAUCAGAAUAUUUGACGCAAUUAAAUGCAAGAUCAAAGUGGCAUCAUACCCAAAACAAUAUUAAGGUGAACGAUGUUGUAAUCGUCCAAGAUGUACACGUGUUGCCCGGAAAGUGGGCACUCGGACGAGUGUUAGAGACUCACCCUGGUAGUGACGGUCUAGUCAGAGUAGUCACAUUGAAAACCAAGGGAGGUAUAUUGAAAAGACCAAUAACCAAAUUGUCUAUUCUACCAAUUAACCCUAAAGAAAACCAAAACACAUCGCAAAAACCACCCCAACCAAAACCAGAGAUGACAUCAAAUGUUAAUGAAACCAAACCAAGUAAGCCAACCAUGAACCUGAGAAAUAAAACAAAGACUGUUAGUUUUCUAUCCAUGGCACUUAUUUUUCUUAUGCUAUUAGCCACACCAGCACAUUGCGAGUCGUACCAUACGACCAACCUGAAAGAAAAUCAAACCAUAUAUUUUGACAAAAUCAGUAAUAUGAGACAAAUAAGAGACGAAUGGAAGCUGGUAGUAUUUUAUGAUAUGAACGCAUACUGGGACGGGACAUCUUUAGUCACAAAAUACAUAGAUUAUUUAGAAAAACUCUGCCAAAAAAUACCAUCGCACUGCCAACUAGUAUUGCUACAUCUUCGCCAUAGUUUAGCAGAUUUCGAACACUAUAAUGAGAUUUUAAUCAACCAUGGACAACUGCCAGAAAACCACCACCGUCGUCGCCGUGGCCUCGUGAAUGCCAUAGGUUCCAUCGCCCAUACUCUGUUCGGAGUACUCGACGAUGACUUCGCACAACAAUACCAGAAAGACCUAACCAAGCUUCGACAUGACCAAAAAUAUCUACACCAGCUAUUGAAAAACCACACAUCGAUAAUAGAAUCUGAGUACAACGUUAUAAAACGAAUGGAGAAAACUAUCGACCAGCAACAUAAAGCAUUUAACCAGCAUUUGAACCGCCUAGAUCAACUUGCCAACACCAUGCAAAAGCAAAUACAAGAAAACUCAGAUGCCAAUGAGUUCGCAUUAUCAUCAAUCACAGCAAACGGAAUACUUAUGAACCUCAAAGACAUACAGCAAAUGUUAUUAACCACCAUCACUGAUAUCUUUCAUGGAAAGUUUAAUAUACAUCUGUUACAACCCCAACAACUGACUACAGAACUUCAUAUGAUCUCGGGACAAAUUUCCAAAGAACUAUCAUUACCAAUCGACAACAUUCAAACCGACCUAAUGAAAAUCUACCAUUUAUUAACUGUCAAGGCCCGAUUUACACAAGAAUUUCUGAUCUUCGAGAUUAAAAUACCAUUAGUAGGCAGAGAUAACUUUGAAAUCUAUAAAUUAAUACCAAUUCCUAUGAAAAACGAAAAUCAAAUGCACAAAGUAAUUACUGUGGCAGACCUGUUAGCAAUUAAUAUACAAAAAGAUCUACAAAUACCAUUUUCCGAUUUGCAAUUACAACAAUGCAGUAACUAUGACUCUGAAACAUUACUGUGUGCCCAUCAAAUACCAAUAUCUAUGACUAAAACCGAUCAAAGUUAUUGUGUUAAAGUAAAUGAGUCACUAAGUUGUAAAACAGAGAGCACAAAAUGCAAAAACACUUGGAUGCAACUACACAAAGUAAACAAUUACUUGUACUCAUGUUGCAGUGAAUGCACCAUUCAAAUCAUAUGUGACUAUCAAGUUACCAUCGAGCGACUCAGCAAGGUCGGGAUACUCGCCUUGGAAAGUGGAUGCGUCAUCAAGGACGACGGGAUCACCUUGCUGUCACAUAACAAACAAUCGACCAAUGACAUUAAAAUGAAACCAGAUAUUCUUAAUAUUGAAAUUCCAUCAAUAAAUAACAUUGUGAACGUUACCAUGAAUAUAACACCGCUAACCAGCACAAACCAAGAAACUGAUAUUGACAAGGAAUUAGAGAUUAUUGGAAAGAAAAUAGAACAAAUAAAGAAUAAUACCAAGGAAGACUUAGACGACACAUCCUUCGACAACCAUGAUUUGCACCACUACAUAGCCAUCUACCUCCUGACGGGUGCCGGCCUCGUGACUGCUGUGGCCUACGGCGUGCGGAGGAUCCGCGCGCGCGCCCAGUGGCCGGCAGCUGAGCAGGCGCCGCCGCAGCCGCAGCCCCGCGCCCGCGCUACUGCCCUGCACCGCAGUGCUAGUGCAAGUGACCAGUGUGAUAGUGCGAAUGUCCAGUGUACUAGUGCAAGUGACCAUGUGUAUGCUAAAGUGAAAAAAGUGAAAUUACCAAAUUCUUUUAAUUUUAGUGUUGUUGAAUAGAGACUAUAAGAAUUGAAUUUUUAAGUUUACCAUGUUAUUAUUAUCACCUUGUAAAUUGCACCAAUUUAUUGUUUUAUCAUCUUGUAUCACCUUGCACCCUCAUUUGCUUAUUCUUUCUCCCUCGGGAAUAUGUACGAAGUACAGUGCAUUCAACUCGCCCGUAAGCGCGCGGUCAGCAUUUACCAAUCUGACCCAAUUUUAACCUUUUCAUUAUUUUAAUAUCUUUAAGUUAGUUCACGUUCGGUUACCAUCGCCGCGUGUACUCAGCAUACCAUUUAACCAUUUU
Molecule: messenger RNA, 7483 nt
Organism: Ostrinia furnacalis (Asian corn borer)
Lineage: Eukaryota; Metazoa; Arthropoda; Insecta; Lepidoptera; Crambidae
Exons: 1
Coding region: 10-7197 (2395 amino acids)
Biological process (GO): DNA integration; proteolysis
Molecular function (GO): aspartic-type endopeptidase activity; nucleic acid binding
Source: RefSeq, a predicted model, not a curated record